This is a messenger RNA of Neolamprologus brichardi, 2280 nucleotides long. The record is from RefSeq and is a predicted model, not a curated record. Lineage: Eukaryota; Metazoa; Chordata; Actinopteri; Cichliformes; Cichlidae.
AGUGUUCGGUUUGGACCCAUACUGCGCGUGCGCAAUGAUAGGAGUCCUUGGCUGCUCGGCCUGCUGUAGGUUACGGAUCCAGUGAGAGUACACCGACAGAAUGCAGAGCUGGACACAGUUAUACCGCUCCCUGGCCACGCGGAGCCACCACCUGCCCUGCAAAGUGCACGGAGCUGCAGCGCUGUCUGUUCGGACCUACGCUGACAAAGCAGCAAUUGAUGCAGACGUCACAGUGGUGGGCUCCGGUCCAGGAGGCUACGUCGCUGCAAUCAAAGCUGCACAGCUCGGCUUCAAGACAGUGUGUGUCGAGAAAAAUCUCACACUCGGCGGGACUUGUCUCAAUGUCGGCUGCAUCCCCUCGAAGGCUCUGCUGAACAACUCCUACUUGUACCACUUGGCUCAUGGGAAGGACUUUGAAAGCAGAGGCAUCGAAAUUUCGGGCAUCUCGUUGAACCUGGAGAAGAUGAUGGCUCAGAAGAGUGGGGCGGUCAAAGCGUUGACUGGAGGAAUCGCACAUUUAUUCAAACAGAACAAAGUUACUCACGUUAGUGGUUUUGGAAGGUUAACCGGGAAGAACCAAGUGACCGCCACAACAGCUGAUGGUACAGAGCAGGUCAUCAACACCAAGAACAUCCUCAUCGCCACAGGCUCAGAGGUCACGCCCUUUCCAGGCAUCCAGAUUGAUGAAGAGACCGUCGUGUCAUCGACAGGAGCUCUUUCCCUGAAGAAAGUACCAGAGGAGCUGAUUGUGAUCGGAGCUGGAGUCAUCGGGGUGGAGCUGGGGUCAGUGUGGCAGCGUCUGGGUGCCAACGUCACAGCGGUGGAGUUCCUGGGCCACGUGGGUGGUAUGGGCAUCGACAUGGAGAUCUCCAAGAACUUCCAGCGCAUCCUGCAGAAGCAGGGCCUCAAAUUCAAGCUCGGCACCAAAGUCAUGGGAGCAACCAAGAGGCCCGAUGGCAAGAUCGAUGUGGCGGUGGAGGCGGCAGCUGGAGGGAAGAGCGAGACUCUGACAUGUGACGUGCUGCUGGUCUGCAUCGGCAGACGACCUUUCACCCAGAACCUGGGCCUAGACGUUUAUGCAAUCGGUGACGUGGUUGCCGGGCCGAUGUUGGCCCACAAGGCCGAGGACGAGGGCAUCAUCUGCGUGGAGGGCAUGGCGGGGGGCGCUGUGCACAUCGACUAUAACUGCGUCCCUUCAGUCAUCUACACGCACCCCGAGGUGGCCUGGGUGGGCAAGAGCGAGGAGCAGCUCAAAGAGGAGGGUGUCCCGUUUAAAGUCGGCAAAUUCCCCUUUGCAGCCAACAGCCGAGCCAAAACCAACGCCGACACCGACGGCCUGGUGAAGAUCCUUAGCCACAAGGAGACCGACAGGAUGCUGGGAGCUCACAUCCUCGGAUCUGGCGCAGGAGAGAUGAUCAAUGAAGCUGCUUUGGCCAUGGAGUACGGCGCCUCCUGCGAGGAUGUCGCCAGAGUCUGCCACGCCCAUCCGACGGUGUCCGAGGCGUUCAGAGAAGCCAACUUGGCCGCCUCCUUCGGCAAAGCCAUCAACUUCUGAGCCGCUAGCCGCUGUCGCACCUUCAGCGGACAUGACGGCGGAGAAACAGAAAAGCUGCGUGUCUGCUUCAAAAACCUUCUGACUUUGACCCACCUGGGAUCCUCGGUGUUCAUCCAGACUGUACCAGUUUAGCUCUAACGUUAUUUAAAUGUUCAAUAAAAUCAUAAACGGGUGGUUUGGUGGGUAAAUAAACACUGACUGCUGUCAGGCUUUUUGUUUUCCACACGUAGUUUAAAAGCUUUCAGCAGAGAUGCACUCAUUAGCAGGUCAGAGAGAGAUAUGAAUAUUAUUUUGGCUGUUUUGUUUGUGCAGGCAGGCGAGGAUGUCUGUUGUUUUACAACAUGGAGGAAUUUAACAAAUCUGAUGGGUAAUCAGCAGGAAACUGGAGCUGCUCGAAGAUUCACAUCUGCAUGUUUUCAAUUUUAAGAUGGAUUUCUGGCUCGUCGCAAAUCGGUGACAUCAUAGCCGGUGCAGUGGUUGUUAAGUUUAUAUUUCUUUCAUGUUCACUCCGACUGAUGUCACAGAUUUGUGCAGAAACAGAUGUGUGAUAAGAAUGAAUGUGUGUAACUAAAGUACUGAAGGACUCUUUUAGGUCAACAUCAGCUCACAUUUGGAGGGGAGCUGUUGAUAGUUGCCGGGUGACUGUUUCUUACUCAAAUUACUCUGCUGGGAUUCGUUCUGGCCUGUAUCUCACAAUCUCAACCAAUAAAGGCAGUUAAAUCAGA